Molecule: messenger RNA, 675 nt
Organism: Coniosporium apollinis CBS 100218
Lineage: Eukaryota; Fungi; Ascomycota; Dothideomycetes
Exons: 1
Coding region: 1-675 (224 amino acids)
Biological process (GO): arachidonate secretion; phospholipid metabolic process
Molecular function (GO): A2-type glycerophospholipase activity
Source: RefSeq, a predicted model, not a curated record
AUGUUUUUUUUCCAUUCUAUCAUCCUCGGGCUUCUAGCAGCUACAUGCAGCUUGCAGAGCGGCGUAGCAGCCCGCGCUCUAACUGUAACGACGAGGUCUACGGACAUUACCUGCGGAGGCCAAUUCCCAAAAGCAGGCGACGGCUUUGCCCAGCGCCCCGACGGCUGUUCAAGCUGGAGCGACAACCCGAACCAGGUGCGUGACAAGUGGGGGAGUGCAAACUUCGGAGGCGUCUGCGACGAGCACGACCGCUGCUACUACACGAUCGGCGCCAACGUCGACGGGUGCAACAGCAACUUCUGCGGUGGCCUCAGAAACGCAUGCCGUAAAGCCUAUUGCAGGAAGAUCCUCGGUGCAACGGUGUGCGAGCCCGUGACCUACGGAUCUUGUACGGCGAUUGCAGAGACGUAUUGCGCUGCAGUCAGAUCAAUGGCGGCUGGGACAUAUGCAAAAGCGCAAGACCUUCAAAAAAGAUACGACAUAUGUAUCGCGGAGAACGGUGGAAUCACCCUGCCGCCGCCUCCAGUGCUGUGUAGUAAUGGAAGGCCCGAAGGCGCAACGUGGAAAGAAAGGCCAGACGGCUUGAGAUGCACAACCACCUCAUAUGUUUGCCGCAACGGCAAAAUCACCGCGACCGGCUCGUUCCGCGCACCUAACUGCAUCGAGCAGGGCUAG